AGUCCCAGCACACACCCACCGCCGUCCCUGCGAGCGGGGCGCGGGGCAGCGCUGCCGCGGGGCCGAGGGCACUUUCCCCCGCCGCCGCCCCGAGCCGCCGUCCGCCCGGCGCCGUCCGACCCGUCCAUCCCUCGGUGCCCCCCGGAGGAGCCGCCCCGUUCCGCCGCCUCCCGAUCGGGGCAAGGUGUCUCGCUCCGGCGCUCGAGUACAAUGAAUUCUGACUCCAGCUCCGUCUCCAGCAGAGCCUCCUCGCCGGACAUGGACGAGAUGUACCUGCGGGAGCACCGCCACCACCACCACCACCACCACCCGGAGAGCCGCCUCAACCCCGUCUCUUCCACGCAGGGCGACCUGGUGCAGAAGAUGGCCGGGGAGGGCCUGGCCCGGGGCGGCCCCAAGGCGCAGGGGGAGGGCGGCAAGUACAAGAUCAAGAAGCAGCUCUCGGAGCAGGACCUGCAGCAGCUGCGGCUCAAGAUCAACGGGCGGGAGCGCAAGCGGAUGCACGACCUCAACCUGGCCAUGGACGGGCUGCGGGAGGUGAUGCCCUACGCGCACGGCCCCUCCGUCCGGAAACUCUCCAAAAUCGCCACCCUGCUGCUGGCCAGAAACUACAUCCUGAUGCUCACCAGCUCCCUGGAGGAGAUGAAGCGCCUGGUGGGGGAGAUCUACGGCGGCCACCACUCGGCCUUCCACUGCGGCACCGUGGGCCACUCCGCCGCCGCGCACCCGCCCCACGCCGCCGGCGCCGUGCACCAGGUGCACCCCAUCCUCGGCGGGGCCCUCUCCUCCGCCAACGCGUCCCCGUCGCUGCCAGCCUCGCUGCCGGCCCUGGGCACCAUCCGGCCGCCCCACUCCCUGCUGAAGACCCCCUCCACUCCCCCCGCGCUGCAGCUCGGCGGAGGCUUCCAGCACUGGGCCGGCUUGCCGUGCCCCUGCACCAUCUGCCAGGUGCCCCCCCCGCCGCACCUCUCUGCCCUCUCCGCCUCCGGCAUGGGCCGGAUCUCGGCGGACACCAAGGACCUGCUCAAGUGAGCCGCCCCGGCUCUCUGCCCCCCGCCCCCGGGAGCGCGGGGCCGGGGAGGGAAGGACCCGGCCGAGGGGACGCUGCCGCCCGCGCUGAGCCGGGAGAGGAGCGAUCCCCGCGGUAAAAAGAGUAAUAGCGAUGGGGAGAAAAUGUAAAUAAUUCCUUAAAAUG
Gallus gallus (chicken) is the source of this 1195-nucleotide messenger RNA. It is a transcript of the gene OLIG3, whose product is annotated as oligodendrocyte transcription factor 3. The coding region runs from base 211 to 1032 and encodes 273 amino acids. The transcript has a single exon. Lineage: Eukaryota; Metazoa; Chordata; Aves; Galliformes; Phasianidae. The record is from RefSeq and is a predicted model, not a curated record. Gene Ontology annotation, molecular function: protein dimerization activity.